AUGCUGCUACCCCUGCAGCUGCUACCCCUGAUGCUGCUACCCCUGCUGCUGCUUCCACUGCUGCUGCUACCCCCUGCAGCUGCUACCCCUGAUGCUGCUACCCCUGCAGCUGCUACCCCUGAUGCUGCUACCCCUGCUGCUGCUACCCCUGCAGCUGCUACCCCUGAUGCUUCUACCCCUGCUGCUGCUACCCCUGCUGCUGCUACCUGUUCUGCUGCUGCUACCUGUUCUGCUGCUGCUUCCUCUGCUGCUACCCCUGCUGCUGCUACCCCUGCUGCUGCUACCCCUGAUUCUACCCCUGAUGCUGCUACCCCUGCUGCUGCUACCCCUGCUGCUGCUACCCCUGCUGCUGCUACCCCUAAUGCUGCUACCACUGCUGCUGUUACCUGUUCUGCUGCUGCUGCUUCCACUGCUGCUGCUACCUGUGCUGCUACCCCUGAUGCUACCCCUGAUGCUGCUACCCCUGCAGCUGCUACCCCUGAUGCUGCUAACCCUGCUGCUGCUUCCUCUGCUGCUUCCUCUGCUGCUUCCACUGCUGCUGCUACCCCUGCUGCUACCUCUGCUGCUACCUGUGCUGCUGCUACCCCUGCUGCUGCUACCCCUGCUGCUUUCACUGCUCCUGAUACCCCUGCUGCUACCUCUGCUGCUGCUACCUCUGCUGCUACCUGUGCUGCUACCCCUGCUGCUGCUACCUCUGCUGCUACCUCUUCUGCUGCUUAUGCUGCUACCUCUGCUGCUACCUGUGCCUCUACCCCUGCUGCUGCUACCUGUGCUGCUACCUGUGCUGCUACCCCUGAUGCUGCUACCUCUGCUGCUACCUCUACCCCUGCUGCUGCUACCCCUGCUGCUGCUACCUCUGCUCCUACCUGUGCUGCUACCCCUGCUGCUGCUACGCCUGCUCCUGAUACCCCUGCUGCUACCCCUGCUGCUGCUACCUCUGCUGCUACUUCCUUUGCUAUUACCCCUGCUGCUGCUACCCCUGCUGCUGCUACCCCUGCUGCUGCUACCCCUGCUGCUACCCCUGCUGCUGAUACCCCUGCUGCUGCUACCCUGCUGCUGCUACCCCUGCUGCUGCUACCUGUGCUGCUGCUACCUCUGCUGCUACCUCUGCUGCUACCUGCUGCUACCCCUGCUGCUACCUCUGCUGAUGCUACCCCUGCUGCUGCUACCUCUGCUGCUUCCCCUGCUGCUGCUACCUCUGCUGCUGCUACCCCUGCUGCUACCCCUGCUGCUGCUUCCUCUGCUGCUUCCUCUGCUGCUUCCACUGCUGCUGCUACCCCUGCUGCUACCUCUGCUGCUACCCCUGCAGCUGCUACCCCUGAUGCUGCUAACCCUGCUGCUGCUUCCUCUGCUGCUUCCUCUGCUGCUUCCACUGCUGCUGCUUCCUCUGUUGCUACCUCUGCUGCUACCCCUGCUGCUGCUACCCCUGCUGCUGCUACCCCUGCUGCUGCUUCCUCUGUUGCUACCUCUGCUGCUAUCUCCGCUGCUGCUACCUCUGUUGCUUCCUCUGCUGCUGAUACCGCUGCUUCUGCUACCUCUGCUGCUGCUACGCCUGCUGCUGCUUCCUCUGCUGCUUCCACUGCUGCUGCUAUCUGUGCUUCUACCUCUGCUGCUACCUCUGCUGUUGCUCUCUCUGCUACUACCUGUGCUGCUACUUCCUCUACAACUGAUACCUCCACUGCUGAUACCUGUGCUUCUAUAUGUGCUGCUGCUACCUCUGCUGCUACCUGUGCAGCUGCUACCUCUGCUGCUACCUGUGCUGCUGCUAACUCUGCUGCUGCUACCUCUACUGCUGCUACCUCUACUGCUGAUACCCCAGCUUCUACCCUGCUGUUGCUACCUUUGCUGAUACUUCCUCUGCUGCUGCUACCUCUACCGCUGAUACCCCAGCUGCUACCCUGCUGUUGCUUCCUCUGCUGCUACUACCUCUGCUGCUGCUACCUCUACUGCUGA
This is a messenger RNA of Oncorhynchus gorbuscha (pink salmon), 1953 nucleotides long. Its product is annotated as ice-structuring glycoprotein-like. The coding region runs from base 1 to 1953 and encodes 650 amino acids. The transcript has 3 exons. The record is from RefSeq and is a predicted model, not a curated record. Lineage: Eukaryota; Metazoa; Chordata; Actinopteri; Salmoniformes; Salmonidae.